AUGAGUGAUAAGGGUGAUGUUGAGCUAUCUGUAAGUGAUUCAGGUUCAGAAAACGAAAAGAAGCAAAAGAAGCAAAAAGAAACCGAUGAGCCAAAUAUUGUCGUUGAUGGACAGAAAGAAGUACAUAUUAACGUUAGUGAUAGUGAUUCUGACAAGGAUGGUUCAAUAGAUGCACAAGAGAACAAAGGUGUUAAGACAAAUCCUUCAAAGGACCCAGAAAUCAAGCCAGACACAGGAAAGAAAGAAGCAAAGAAAGAUGCUCAAUCACAAUGCUGCCUUCUUCUUUAA
Molecule: messenger RNA, 288 nt
Organism: Trichomonas vaginalis G3
Lineage: Eukaryota; Parabasalia; Trichomonadida; Trichomonadidae
Exons: 1
Coding region: 1-288 (95 amino acids)
Source: RefSeq, a predicted model, not a curated record